UUAUCUUCCGUCGUAAACAUAACGUUGUAGGCUAUUGGAAACGUAGAACAAGGUCAAUAGAAAUAUUGCUUCUUUUCAUAUCCAAGGUAGCCUAUUGUAGCUGUGAGAACCUCGAGAUCAUGCGUUUCCAGCCCAGGGUAACCAGUUGUUUUAGACCCAUUGUUUCACAAUCCGUGUGUCGCCUGGUAGAAUUUAUAACAAAUCCUUGCACACAGAUAGCGCAGAUGGUUAGAGUGCACGGUAUCGUUACGUUGUUAAGCCUAAAUCAAGACAUCAAUAAUGACUGGCCAGACCUGUGGAGUGCUAAACAAACAGAAGACUUCAAAUCCAAGAACCCCUGGUUGGGAUCCAAAAACAAAAAAUUGGGAUGUCUGGUCUGUAGCAGUGUGAACUCCAUUGGGAUCGACAAGGAGCAAGGUGUAUCGCUCUCAAGAGAAUGGAUGAACUUUGAAAUUCAAGUGUCUGGCCAGGGAAGUAGAACAACAAGUUUGUCAGUCUUGAGAAAUAAGGUGAGGAAACAUGCGUUGUCCAAGGCCCACACUCAGGCUGUGAAGGUGGCAGAGAAACAGAAAGAAGCUGCCAUUGAGAAUGCAGUGGAGACUAUGACUGAGUCCUACAUGAAGGAAGCUGUGUUUCGAACAGCCUACCAUCUGGCCAAAAAGAACCGACCCUUUUCUGACCAUGAGAGCCUCAUUGAGCUGCAGGAACUGAAUGGUGUAUGUUGUAUGUAGCCUUAUGAACAAUAUAAGCUCAGACAAGAGGGCUGUCCUUCUGAUCUCAAACAUAUCAAACUUGAUGAUGAUUAAUAUCAACGGCCCACCAACUUCCAAGUUUGAUCCUAGAAAAUAUACAAGGACCUGGUUGAAGAGCCAUCGUGCUGCCUCUUCUGUGCGUUCUAGACAGUGCAGUGUGAAAGCUCCUGCAGAAAGCAAAUUUGUCUGGAAUAUACUGUAGUAUGGGCAAAGGUCAGAAACCCAGUGCUGGGUUGA
This is a messenger RNA of Perca fluviatilis (European perch), 989 nucleotides long. RefSeq names its product E3 SUMO-protein ligase KIAA1586-like. The record is from RefSeq and is a predicted model, not a curated record. The transcript is spliced from 3 exons. Bases 120 to 731 code for a protein of 203 amino acids. NCBI's taxonomy places the organism in Eukaryota, Metazoa, Chordata, Actinopteri, Perciformes, Percidae.